GCGGGAGGGGGGGUGGGAUUUCGGGGUGCGUACGAGCCCCCAGCCCGGCUCCCCGCCCCCGGGGGGCUGCAGCCGGGGCGGGAUGAAGCGUCUCCAGGCGGGAUCUCUUCCCUUCUCCUUCCCCCGGUGCAAUGGUGGUUUGUGGAGUGCUUGGGGAUUGCCACGGCUGCAAAGUAAUCCGAGCAGCAGCUGGAGGCUCCGCACCGCCUCCCGUGCCCGGCUUCGGGGCUUUGAUUUCACGCAGGGCUCCCUGUCUCCCCCCUCCCCAUCCCCACCCUCCCCCACCACCCUCCCCCGCCCUCCCCUCCCAACACGGCGGGGAGAGGAGAAGCUUUUUGGUCGGGUUCUGGUGCUGGGAAGCUCGCAGGGUUUGCAGCUAACACGAGGAAAAAGGAUCCUGUGCUCCCCAGCCCUGCAGUGAACAGCGGUGUGUGCCACCCCAGCGUCAGACAGAGCUUGGGAAAAAAGGUCAACAAUGCAGUCCCUAGCCUGGUUCAAUUUGCUGCUUCUCCUUCCUUGUUUUGGUACGACCAAAACCUGCUUCCCUGGCUGCCACUGCGAAGUUGAAAGCUUUGGUCUCUUUGACAGCUUUAGCUUGACCAAGGUGGACUGCAGUGGAAUAGGCUCACACAUUGUUCCCGUCCCAAUCCCUCUGGAUACCUCCUACUUGGAUCUAUCAUCAAACAAACUGGAAACAAUCAAUGAAUCAAUGCUUACUGGCCCUGGGUACACCACCUUGGUAAGCCUCGACCUGAGCUACAACAAAAUUGCCAAGAUUUCCUCCACAACCUUCUCCAGGCUUCGGUACCUGGAGUCCUUGGAUCUGAGCCAUAACUCUCUGCAAGUCCUUCCAGAGGACUGUUUCUCCAGUUCUCCUUUGGGUGACAUAGAUUUGAGCCAUAACAAGCUCUUGGAUAUCGCUAUUGACAUUUUUGCUUCAAAAGGUCAAGGAAAAUCCCUGAAUGUGGAUCUAUCCAAUAAUAAGCUCAGCACAAUAACAAGGCACCGUGAGAAGAGCAUCCCCAACAUCCAGAACUUAAAUCUUUCUGGAAACAGGCUAACAUCUGUGCCAAACCUUCAAGGUAUUCCUCUCCGAUACUUAAAUCUUGAUGGGAACCCUCUAGUCAAGAUUGAGAAAGGAGACUUCAUGGGGCUGAAAGAUUUGAUUCAUUUAUCCCUCAGUGGCCUGAGUGGCUUUGGAGAGUUAUCUCCUUACAGCUUCAAGGAGCUACCAGCCCUCCAAGUUCUGGAUUUAUCCAGCAAUCCCAACUUGAAGUCACUGACUGCUGAAGUUAUCUUUGGUCUGAACUCCCUACAAGAGCUCAACCUCUCUGGAACAGGUGUGUCAUCUUUGCCAAAGACUGUGCUGAAAUACCUGCCUUCCAUCAAAAGCAUCACCUUGGGGAAGAACAUACAGUGUCUUAAGACCAUCAAAGAAGGCCAGUACCACCGACAAAUUGGGCUGACCAAAAAAGAGGUCCUCAGUUGCCACGACAGUCACGGCUCCGUAGCAGCAGCACCUUACGUUUCGUGAUGAAAGCUGGGGAGAGGGGGUGGGUGAGGGAGGGGGGCGGGGCGUGGGGUUUGUACAGAUGUCGGACUGAGAUGGCUUGCAGUGUGCCUUUUGUAAAACUGUCAAUAAUUUAUAUAUUUGUAUAUGCCAAUACUUGAUCGUUUGUGAAUUUUAUAAACUCUCAAAAAUCCUGGCCCAUGUCAUCUGCAAGCUCCAGAUUUUACCUGGUGCGUUGAGGUCCUCACGGAGCCGGUUAGCUCAAGAGUGGUGAUGCUGCACAACGGGGACCAAGAUGCUCUGCAGGUCCCAGGGCAGAACAGUUGGCUUGGAGCAAACUUUUGUGCUCCAGACACGUUUGUAGGAGCAAAGCUAUGUCUCUCCAGAGCACACACCAAAAUGUACCAACUUUGUAGCUACUUGCUUAGAAACCCAUGUAUCAUCCUAUUUUUAAUUAUUACUCCCGAAGAAGUGCCUUCUGGAUGUUGCCUUCAUUAGCAGCACCCCGUUCCCUGUCAUGCACUUUCAGUCUUGAAGAAACAUUUCCAGACAAACCUGAAUACAGGGUGCUCCUAAUGUGCUGGUUUUUACAUGUUAUUUGCAUAGGUGUGCAGUGAACGUUGAGUAAGUUGAGAACUUUUCCCACAGUUUUCUCCCUGUUUUCCCGUCUCAAUCCUUUUCAUGUCUAAUUACUUUAGGUCCAACCUUGGCAACCUCCUGUCUUUCUAACCUUAGCGAGCCAUGGCUCAGAGGUGAUGUGCAGCAGAGUAAGGGAAGCAGAGGGGUCUGCCAGCAGUCACAUCUCACCCAGGAACCAGCCUCCGAUGAAGCAAAUUAACUGAGUUGCAAAGCAAAGAGAUCAUGUAGCCUAGCGUAAAUAAAUAAAUAAAUAAAUAGAAAUCCCUCCUCCCUUUCUGGGGAAGCUUGGAAGAAAAUUUUGGCAGGGAUUGUCAUCUUGACAACCUUAUCAAACCAAGAGGCAGACCCAGAAGACGUGUGAGUAAGCUGUUUUUCCAUGAUGACGUUCCUCAUCUAAACACAUCUGCGACUCAGCUGGGCACGUGUGAAGCAAUUUCCAGCACCAAAACGCUCUUCAGAAUGUGCCACGGGAAAAAAUUAACACUGAUUCCUGCAACUCUGGAGUGUUUUGUCUAUCACAGGAAAGAUCUUGGGUUUUUUUUUCCAGAGUUGUGGUUUUUCUUUCUCUCACACAGCUCCUUGGCUGCCAACUGAAAGCUGAUAAAAAGCCUGGUCCUCAGAGAUUUACUCGUUUUUUUCCUCCAUUGCUGAAAUGCUGGCAAAGCAAAGGGGGGCCCCUUUCGUCCCUCUUCUUCCCCAGGCUAGGAGAAAGGGGGAGAAGGCAGCACAGCAUGACUCAAUGCCACGUGUGAAGCCUUCAGCUUGCUUAUAGGAGCUCCUAUAUCUGGCACGCUCUGCCCUGAGGGUGGGAUUUUGUGGAUGGGGGGGUCCUGCUCAGGCUGAUCUGUGCCUGGGUCUCUGAACCCAGCCUUGCAUCAGGGCAACCUUCAGUGUUCGAAAGGGAUUUAGAGAGGUCCAUGCAAAGGUGAUGCAGAUAUAAUACCAUCCGACAACCCUCCUUGGGAGUGUUGGGAGGAGCUCAAACUUCAUCCUCACACCCCCAAAGAUCUUUGCAAAUGGAAACACUGUUGCCCAAAGCAGCUGUCUCCAGGGAUGGCUGAAAUCCACUAAGGCCAUAAAAGCCAAAGUCAGCGCCUCAUUUUAGAUUCUGAAAUCCCUCUCCCACAUUUUCAUCUGUCUCUGGCUCAGUGAUUUGUUUGGGGACCUGAGGGUGGGAUUUUAACCUUUUCUUUCAGUGCUGGGGCUUUUGCCCCUCUGCUGAAUCUUUGCAAUGCUCAACCAGCCUUCACAAUCACAAGAAACACGAUUUUCUUAAAAAGGCAAUGGGACUGCCUACAGCAGGGAUCUGGGGAGGAACAGCAACCCACUGCAGUGCAAGACGGGGGCAGUUUGGGAGGAAGGGGGUGUUUUUUAGUGGAUCUUGCCUUUUUAAGAGAAUUCUUUUCUGCUGGCAGAAAAAGUAAUUUUUAAAAAAAUGUUUAAUUUUAUAAAUCUGUACGUAGAUGAAAAGUUACGGGAUCACAUACUGUUAAAGUUACUGUCUUUGUGCCACUGUGGUAAAUUUAAAACCCAAUGUGACAAUCCAACUGAAGACUGCAAGAUUUCCUUGUGUAAUCUCACACUUGCUGCUGGCUAAACAAGUCUUAGCAAAAGCUGGCAAAUACCGUCGCUGUGUUAGUUUGUUUUUUUUUAAAGAACCUCUGCAGCAUUGUAAGGCUUUGUGAUUACUCACAAUAUAAUAAAGUGAUUUGGAGGAGAAUAAA
Molecule: messenger RNA, 3873 nt
Organism: Falco peregrinus (peregrine falcon)
Lineage: Eukaryota; Metazoa; Chordata; Aves; Falconiformes; Falconidae
Gene: TSKU
Product: tsukushi, small leucine rich proteoglycan
Exons: 3
Coding region: 476-1534 (352 amino acids)
Molecular function (GO): protein binding
Source: RefSeq, a predicted model, not a curated record